Messenger RNA from Theobroma cacao (cacao), 3193 nucleotides. Its product is annotated as Pentatricopeptide repeat (PPR) superfamily protein. Lineage: Eukaryota; Viridiplantae; Streptophyta; Magnoliopsida; Malvales; Malvaceae. The record is from RefSeq and is a predicted model, not a curated record. Gene Ontology annotation, biological process: RNA modification. Gene Ontology annotation, molecular function: RNA binding; protein binding.
AUGUUGAUGUGAUAUGCAAAAAGGGGCGUUGGCUAUGCUUGUCGAUGAUUAACAUUCAUAAUCUUUUGUCUCAGAAACAGAAAUCAGUUAUUAACAGUUAAUAUCCAAUUCCAUCGGUUUUAGGGAGAUGUUGGUCAUUCCUCGAGCAUCAAUUUCAUUCCGUUAUUUUAAUAAAUUAACCAUUCUACUAAGCUUAAAUGCUCUCCAUUCUGUCAAAUCCAAAACUACCAUACCUAGUAUCGAUUACAGCGCCAAUUCAAGCGUGGCACAAUCCAAUUGGCUCAUCACCAAGCUUAGCACAGAAGGUAAAAUCAGCCAAGUACGGAAACUGUUCGAUCAAAUGCCUGAUAGAGAUAAAGAUGUAAUAACUUGGACUGCACUGAUUUCUGGGUAUAUCAAGCUUGGCUUGAUUGAGGAAGCAAGGAGACUGUUCGAUAGAGUUGAUUCAAAGAAGAAUGUGGUAACGUGGACUGCGAUGCUAAGUGGUUAUAUGAGGUCAAAUCGAAUUUUAGAAGCCAAGAGGUUGUUUGACGAAAUGCCGGUUAAAAAUGUUGUAUCUUGGAAUACUAUGGUUGAUGGAUAUGUGCAAAAUGGGAUGGUUGGUAAGGCUUUUGAAUUGUUCCAGGAAAUGCCUGAGAGAAACGUGGUGUCAUGGAAUACGAUGUUAACUGCAUUGGCACAAUGUGGAAGGGUUGAGGAUGCAAGGGGAUUGUUUGAUAGGAUGCCUAAAAGGGAUGUUAUUUCGUGGACAGCGAUGGUUGCUGGGUUGGCGAAGAAUGGGAAGAUUGAUGAGGCUAGGAGGGUUUUUGAUAGGAUGCCUGAGAGGAAUGUGGUGUCGUGGAAUGCAAUGAUCACUGGGUAUUCUCAGAAUAUGAAGUUGGAUGAGGCUUUUGAGUUGUUUGAGAGGAUGCCAGAGAGGAAUUUGUCUUCCUGGAAUGCUAUGAUCACAGGGUUUAUUCAGAAUGGGGAGUUGAAGAGGGCUGAGAAAUUGUUUGAUAAGGUGCCACGUAAGAAUGUCGUUUCUUGGACUACUAUGAUUACAGGAUAUGUACAAGAUGAGCAAAGUGAGGAAGCAUUGAAGAUUUUCUCAAAAAUGAUGGCAGAGGACGGGGUAAAGCCCAAUGAGGGAACUUUUGUGAGUGUUUUGAGUGCAUGUAGUGACUUAGCUGGUCUCUUUGAAGGACAGCAGGUUCAUCAGACAUUAGCUAAAACAAUUUAUCAGUGUAGUGAAAUUGUUGUAUCUGCAAUUAUUAAUAUGUACUCAAAAUGUGGGGAAUUGAAUGCUGCUAGGAGGAUGUUUGAUGAUGGCUUAAUAAGCCAGAGGGAUGUGGUUUCGUGGAAUGGUAUGAUUGCAGCUUAUGCACACCAUGGGUGUGGUGGGGAGGCUAUCAGCUUGUUCAAAAAAAUGUCUGGUUUUGGUUUUAAACCUAAUGGUGCUACAUAUGUGGCUUUGCUUUCUGCAUGCAGCCAUUCUGGUAUGGUGGAGGAUGGGUUAAGGUACUUUGAUGAGCUUGUGAGAGACAAGUCCAUUCAGGUCAAGGAGGACCACUAUGCAUGCUUGGUUGACCUAUGCAGUCGAGCAGGGAAGCUCAAGGAAGCCUUUGAAUUCAUUAUGCGGCUUGGCACUAAACCAUCAGCAUCUAUUUGGGAAGCUCUUCUUGCUGGAUGUCAUGUUCAUGGGGAUGUGAAUUUAGGGAAGCUGGCUGCAGAAAAGAUUUUAGAGACAGAACCAGAGAAUGUAGGCACUCACAUGUUGUUGUCUAACAUAUAUGCUUCAAGAGGAAAAUGGAGGGAUGCUGGUAAGGUAAGGUUGAAAAUGAAGAAUAAGGGAUUGAAGAAGCAGCCAGGUUGCAGCUGGAUAGAAGUAGGGAAUAAAGUUCAUGUGUUUGUGGCUGGUGCCAAGUCUCGUUGUCAUGCCAAUCUUCUUUACCCAUUACUGUGUGAACUUCAUGCAAAAAUGAGGAAGGCUGGAAGUAUACCAAAUAAUGAUUAUAUGAAGGAUGAUGAUUUUCUGGUGAUAUGAGUUUUUUAUCUGCUGAUGUCUCUUAUAGAACAAUAUAAGGGAUUACUACCAGAGAUGAUUUUGGAGAAGGAAAGCCCAUUUUAUGGUCGGUGACAUUCAUUUGUACUACCAAACAAAGUAUUUAUUGCCAUACCGGUACUAGCAAACACUAGAUAUCUUAUAAAGAGGGUACAGUUGCUAUUGUUUCUUUAUCUGCACCAGACAUAACAGGACAUUGUCAUACAUAGAGAGUUUGUGCCAUUCUUUCCCAUUGCUGCAGUCUUUGCUUGUCUAUUUUGCUUUUUGCAAGGAAAAAUUCGUGAUAUCUUAAUGUUUGUAGCUCAAGAGGAGAUGAAAAAGAAGAGGAUUGGUUCCAACUAAGUGUUGGUACAUCUAAUUCAAGCUUUUUUCUAGAAUAUGCUACUAUCCUUAGCAAUGGCCAUGGCAAUAGCAGCAUGAGCAGCAAUUAAAGUACUUCCCACUAUUUGUUUUUAACUUUGCUUCUUUUGGAAAUGAAGAAAUAUUCCUUAAGUAGCUCCGGAUGACAUUUAAAAAGAUGGCACUAUCUUGCAUAGCUAAAGGAUUGGGCUGAUUGGCAAGCAUGAAAGUCAUGUCCCUGUGUGGUCUUAGGAUGAGCAUUGCCUAAUACUAACUCAUAUUUGAAAUCCUGUUGGAAUGUCUGCUCCUUUGCAAUUUCUAUCUACUUUCUUCUACUAACCACUGCAAGUGCUUGCUGCUUUGGGCAUCAGAAGGAUUAUAAGUAGGGGGAGAAAAAUCAUCAAAUUGGUGUCAAAUGCCAUGUCAGAAGGUUGACAAAUUCAAGCACUUUUUUGAGGAGUUGAUGCAUAGUUGCUUUCUGUUUGCUCUUCCCAUUGUCUAAGGUAGGACCCAGUUGAAACUCUUUUGAAAAUCAUAUUCGCUUUAUGGUGCAAAACAUUAUAUAUCUGUUGCUGCACUUUGUAUUCAAUGUAGCAAAUGAAUCCAGGACCAGAAUUUGAAACGUAAGAGAAUUAGGGAUGAAGAGGAGAUCAAAAGUCAGCCCAAGGGGUGGUCUCCCAGCUUCUUAAACCGGGGAAUUGGCCCAAGCUGUCUUUGACUUGAGGUCAUUCUAUGGUCAAGUUCAUUCAGAGUUCAAGUCAUCUUGAUUCUUGGUUGCUUCAGGUUUGGUUUGUCUCAAAUCUUGGUUAUGUU